Molecule: messenger RNA, 1009 nt
Organism: Hemibagrus wyckioides
Lineage: Eukaryota; Metazoa; Chordata; Actinopteri; Siluriformes; Bagridae
Product: low choriolytic enzyme-like
Exons: 9
Coding region: 90-872 (260 amino acids)
Biological process (GO): proteolysis
Molecular function (GO): zinc ion binding; metalloendopeptidase activity
Source: RefSeq, a predicted model, not a curated record
UAAACAGAAAAGGCUAUAAAACUCUGCCGUUCCUCUGCCACUGUAUUUUCAUUCACCUUUUUCUUGGAGAUUUGAGGACGUCUGUGGUCAUGUUUGUGUAUAAGGUGUGUGUGGGUUUGCUGGCCCUGCUGCUGCUCUGUUCUGCACAGGAGGACCCGCUUUCUCGUCUGUCAGUCGGAGAACGACUCGAGAGAGUGAACAGUAACGCCAUUCGUGGUGUAGGUGAACCUGAGCUGAUUGAAGGAGACAUUUCUGUUUUUGAUGAUAACGAUAGAAACGCUGAUCCCUGCACCUCCCGGGGUUGCAUGUGGCCAAAGUCGAGUGAUGGCAAAGUCUACGUACCCUAUGUAAUCGCCAAUCACUACUCCGAUCGUGAGCGGCAGCUUAUCCAGCAAGGCCUGGACUCUUUCUCCUCCAUCACCUGUAUCCGUUUUAUUCCACGCUCCAAUGAGAGAGAUUAUAUCAGCAUCGAGUCUCUGAAUGGAUGCUACUCUUACAUCGGACGCACCGGUAAUGCACAGACCUUGUCUCUGGCUCGUAGUGGCUGCAUCUACUAUGAUACUGUCCAGCACGAGCUUCUUCACGCUCUGGGUUUUAAUCACGAACAGACCCGCAGCGACCGAGACAGCUACAUCCGUGUGGCCUGGGUGAACAUUAUGGAGGGAAAGGAGCACAACUUUAACAAGAAGGAAACUCUGAACCAGGGAACAACUUACGACUACAACUCCGUCAUGCAAUACCACAAAACUGCUUUCUCUAAGAAUGGCCUGCCCACCAUGAUCCCCAUCCCUGACCCCAAUGUACCCUUCGGUACGGCCACUGAGAUGAGCCAAAACGACAUCAUCAGGAUCAACAGACUCUACCAGUGCUAAACUGUCUGCCGAGUGCUGAAGAUGGCCGUCUUUCAGGUGGCCUUGGGGUGGAUAAGUUUAGAGGAAUGAUGAUAAAUGCCUCUGAUGGUUGAGUUGACAGGUUUAAGCUUAACAAUAAAACAACUUCAGCUUCUAGA